AAAGUUGCGAGCUUUCAUCAUCGCCGUCUAGCGCAGUCCUAUGAAAACUCGUCACACCAUUCCACGGUUACUCAUCCUCGAAGAAAAUAAAAACAAAAAUCCAGUAAACAUUAUACAAUCCGUAAAAACUAACCACAGCAAUGAAUAGCGCUCUUUGAAGCGUUCACGUGUUAUAAAUACUAAAUCGGCCAAGCGUGGCGCGACGGGUAGCUUAACUAGCGUUCGCAGAACCAGCAAACUGCACUUUCGCAGCCAAUCAGCGAUAGGAAUGACGACCAAGAACAAAAGAAAGCCCGUCGAUUGUUGGCAAAACCGUGCGCUUGGAUGCUCUUGUUUUGGGGUUAGCUUGGGUCAAUAAUUUAUACCGGAUUCAUGGUCUUGCAACUUUCCGUUGCUCGAAAAAGGAUUGGUUAUUACUUCCCAUGGGGGGAAUACGGGCUAUGAAAUGGACUUGGUUUGUUAUUUGGAUUGUAUCAUCAUGUUAUAAUAGUUUUAUCCUGGCAGAGGAGACCAGAUCAACAUUAGGGACUUGUUCAAGUAAAGGGAGCGAUGGCAAUGACGGGAUUUGUGAUCCCGGCGAGGAAAACAAGUACAAAAAAGAUAAGAACUUAGACAAUUAUGCGUCUACGGCGAGUUUCCUGGAUGAGAAACUGCGAGACCUGGAGUUCAAGAACACUAGUAGUACAUCAAAUAAUUCGGCAGCUACUGGGCAGGAAGCAUCUGAAGAAUGGCCGAAUCUACAGAUACCAGUGCUAGAUGGCGUAAAGGUUGGUCACGUGCAAGAGGUUGAAGUCACGCCCGGUGUCAAACGACAAAUCAAGACCUUGAGCAUGAGGCCGCCCAUAUUUGAAAUCCCAGACUUCCUUUCGCCCCUGGAGUGUGAUUUCAUCACGGCGCUGGCAGAACGCAAGGGCCUGGGCCCUAAUGACAAGGCAACGCAUAACGAGGGGGUGACAUUCGAGGACCCUGAAAACACAUUCACCAAUUGGGACUACAACGGCGACGGGUUCAUCGACGCGCAGGAGAUAGUGCUUCUUCCGGGAAAGAUCGACCUUAAAUUCGAUGAAAAGGACGCCAAGAAGAUGUUUUUAGAACUAGGCAUGGACAAGGAUAAUAACGGGAAAAUCGAUUUGGAGGAGCUCAAAAAUACCGAACUCAGCAAAAUCAAAGAAUACUUCUUAGAGCGCCUGCAAGACAAUGAUCAGCGGCGUAACGCGACCAGUACGCAGGCGUGGCUGUGGCAUGACGACGACGAGUUGCUAAGAUACCAGCCGGAUUUGAUGGACAGGUUCCACGAGAGAUUGGAAGCAAUAACUAAGAUUCCUAAAGAAAUCAUCGAGGAGAGCGAACCUCUACAGGUGUUAAGGUAUAACCAAGGUAGCUACCACUACUGCCAGCAAGACUCGGAGCCGAACGUGGUGCAAAUACCGUGCUGCCAGUACGGAGAUACCAAGCAGUGUCGGCUAUGCAGGUUUAUAUCGGUGGCGUAUUUUCUAAAUGACGUGGAGAACGGGGGAGAAAUAGUAUUUCCUUUGGCGAAUAGCAAAUUUGAGGAUGACAUCAUGCACAACACGGGGAACUGGACGGGAUUCUUCACGUACUCCAAGACCACCGGAAGUCGCACAGCUUUUGAUGUGCACCUGACGUUCCGCACAGAUGGCGCCAACAAGGUCCUGCAAGGAAAUGGCACAGAUGAGGGCGGCCAAUUCGAGUUCACGGACAGUCUAGUGGCAGAAAACAUCGUCAGGUUCCGUAAGCGCUAUGUGGACAUGCGCCCCGAAGAACCGGUCCACACCAUCAAGUACGCCGGGCGGAUCAAAGGGGGGUCUACCAUAGAGGGCCUGUGGUGGGUACCAGGCCACCCCAGGAUGCACGGCAAAUUCUUCAUGUACUACAAGAAAUACGACAAAUGGGUGGACCGUCAACUACAGAAGUGCGACACAAGCGCGUAUUGUCCAAAAGCCAGCCUCUCCAUCAAACCCAAGAAAGGCACCGCCCUAAUGUGGUACAAUCACAACACAAACAAAGACGGAUGGAUCGGUUCCCUUGACGACAAGUGUUACUUUGGCAACUGUGACGUCAUAAGGGGCGACAAAUGGAUAGCGACAAGCUGGAUUAACGUCAUUGGCGACGGGAACACCACUCUACGCGCGUGGCGAAGUGGGAAGAACUGGCUGUCUGUCCUGAACCGCGCAAAGCACACGGACAUGCUUGCUAAAAUGAAGCGAGAGAAGAAAAACGAAGAGACGGACGUCAUCCAGGAGGCGUUCAUGAAAGACAUGAAAGAGAAAAAAAACUUUGCGCCGACCGAGAACAGGCAGCCCGAGCGGCAUGUGCUGAACGCUGUGACGUCACUCUUGAAUAAGCUGAAUGAUCAGGGGAUCAGGGACGUGUCCAAGAAGAUCCACGAGAAGCUCAGCAUGACGUGCAUCCCACUUGUUCUCAACCACGAGGGCAAGAUCAGGGUCGUGGACGGGAGCACAGAGUAAAUGGCUUUUCUACCGUUAAUAUAGUUCUGUUCGGGAUACCUGUGGUUAGGCAAUAAGGCUCGUGGCUGGGAUCUGAUACUGCCUUGCGGUUGCCCUGUGGUAGGCGAGUCCCACCAAAUCUGUGCAUCUCGGGUCUUUUUGUGACUUCUAUUUAUGAAGUCGACACGUCGACGUUUUUAUUUUGUGAAUAAGACAGCCGUUUAUACAUUGAUUUAAAACUAUUAAGACUCGAUAAAUAGCGUUUGAAAGAAUCUCAUUAUUUCACAAAAUAAUAGAGUUUUAUAGUUAGCAAAUUUUGUAAAUAUGCAUUACGUUUACGAGAAGAGUUAUAUAUAAUGACAAGAUCAAUUAAAUGUUUUUAUACAAUAAAAAUAAAAGAUAGAAACUGGC
Molecule: messenger RNA, 2879 nt
Organism: Nematostella vectensis (starlet sea anemone)
Lineage: Eukaryota; Metazoa; Cnidaria; Anthozoa; Actiniaria; Edwardsiidae
Product: transmembrane prolyl 4-hydroxylase
Exons: 12
Coding region: 423-2489 (688 amino acids)
Biological process (GO): peptidyl-proline hydroxylation to 4-hydroxy-L-proline
Cellular component (GO): endoplasmic reticulum
Molecular function (GO): calcium ion binding; procollagen-proline 4-dioxygenase activity
Source: RefSeq, a predicted model, not a curated record